AAAUGUGUGUGCGCGUAAUUUUUGAGUCAUGUUUGACCAAUCAACUUUUACAUACAAAUUAAUUGUAUUGAUAAUUUGCCAUGCUGGAUAUGUGCAAACAUUUUAACAUUUCGCUUUUUGUCUAAUUUUAAUAGUGCGGAACGCUUUCCACCUUCUCCAUAGCCAUCAUAAAAUCAUUAAUAGUUUUUUACUUUUUAUAAAGGUGUUUUAAAGGAACAAAUGAUUCACUUUGAAUAAAUAAUAAACAUUUUUGGCUGUAAAAAAUCCCCUGAUGGAAACUAAAUGAAAUGCGUUAACUGUUUUAGUAUGAGGAAAAGGCAAGCAGGGAAAAAAUGUGUAUUUCACUCUCAGUUAUUCCUGACAUUAUUAUGAUCAUUAAGUUGUGAUGAAUAGUAGUUGUUUAAUAACUUCUUACCCACCUGCAUCAUUGCCCAUCAAUUUCAACUAGUAAUUACAAACAGGUUUCACAGAAUGCUAGGCAGAAUGUAAGACUGAAUUUUACCCUCCAGCUAAUUUUGAAUGCUGAAGUAAACUUUAAAACACAGUUUAAUAAAUUAUUGGUAAUGUUUAUCAAUCAACAAGUGUUAAACCUGUUUGAUCCUUCAUUUCUCUCCUGAAAUAAAAAUAAAAUAGUUGCACAAAGUCUUUCAUGUCUUACAUGCGUUUGUUUAACAUGUCGUAAUAUUUGGAAUUACUUAACUCCCACUGUUAAAUGUAAGUGUACCAUAAAUGUAUAUAAGAUCUGUUUAAAUUAGGGAAAAGGUUGUGUUAAGUGUAUGUUUUGUAAUCUAAUGCAUCUGUGUGUAACAUAGGGUACAUUCUUAUUGUAAGUUAAGUAACAACAGUUUCAAGGAAAAUGAGAUUAAAUAACUGUCUUGGCAGCUCCUGAAGGCUUAAUGUUGCUGUGGCAUGUACAGAGUUCACUUAGCGUUUUACAGCUUUAACCCCAUGUUGUAAGGGCAUAUUUAAUGAAAAUCUACAGAUAUCUUUCAAAACAACAUAUGGUUUUUCUGACAAAGAUGAUGUGUCAUUUUUUAAGAACACUUUGUAUAAGAAUGACAGGGGUAAAUCCAUGCUAAAUUCCCUCCAGCGCCAUCUGAAAUUCCCCUCUCUUUGUUCUGCAGCUGUGCUUGAGCGGUGUUUUCCCACCUGAGUUUGUUAAAACGCACAGGUUAAGGCCCGGUCACACUCUCCUUGCUCUCUCCAUCCCAGCCAGCUCCAUUCCAAACCCGGCCCUUCUUCUCCAGGCUCUCUAUCCCCUCAUGGGCGCGAUAUCAGCCAGUGCUAGAGGACCACCGUCUCAACCCUAACACCAGUCCUCACCAUGGAGAUGAAACAACCAGAGAUGAUGAAUCGAGAGGAUGGGGGAGAGCAUGAGAAGGAACAGGAGUCACAAGAAAACGGAAGGCUUGUUGCGGACAGCAUUGCGGAGAAGGGUCAGAAAACCUGCUCCGGACCUGGGCAGGUCUCCAACGGUUAUCCCAGCACAUCCCCACAAAGCCCCAGGGAUGGUGCGGGUGCUGGGACGGACAGGGGCAGCACCCCUGGAACAUUCAGGACUCUGGUGGUCCAGCAGACCAGCUUGGAUCCACCUAGGGAGACCUGGAGCAAAAAGAUGGACUUCUUGCUGUCAGUGAUCGGGUAUGCAGUGGACCUGGGCAAUGUGUGGCGCUUUCCCUACAUCUGCUACCAGAACGGAGGGGGUGCCUUUCUUCUGCCGUACCUGCUGAUGGCUGUGUUUGGUGGCGUGCCACUGUUUUACAUGGAACUGGCUCUGGGCCAGUUUCACCGCAGCGGGUGUAUCUCCAUCUGGAAACACAUCUGCCCCAUCUUCAAGGGUAUAGGCUUUGCUAUCUGCAUCAUUGCACUCUACAUUGCCUUCUACUACAAUACCAUAAUGGCCUGGGCUCUCUACUACCUCCUGUCCUCCUUUCGUGCCACGCUGCCCUGGACCACCUGCACCAACCAGUGGAACACUCCCAACUGCACCCAGUACCUGUCCACUGACUUAAAUGUCUCCUGGACCGACAACUCCAUCUCUCCGGCUGAAGAGUUCUAUAUACGGCAGGUCCUGCAGGUUCAUCUGUCCCCUGGUCUUCAUCAGUUGGGCUGGGUGAGCUGGCAACUAGCCCUCUGUCUGUUGUUCAUCUUCACUGUUGUGUACUUCAGCAUCUGGAAAGGGGUCAAGACCUCUGGCAAGGUAGUGUGGGUGACGGCUACCUUUCCGUACCUGGUGCUGCUGAUCCUGUUGAUAAGAGGGGCCACCCUGCCGGGAGCAUGGAGAGGAGUGGUCUUCUACCUGAAACCUGACUGGGGCAAACUUUUAACCACUACAGUUUGGCUUGAUGCAGCUGCACAGAUCUUCUUCUCUCUGGGUCCAGGCUUUGGUGUUCUCCUGGCCUUUGCCAGCUACAAUCCCUUUCAUAACAACUGCUACAAAGAUGCAUUAAUCACAAGCUCAGUGAACUGUUUGACCAGUUUCCUGUCAGGCUUUGUGAUCUUCACUGUGCUGGGCUACAUGGCAGAGAUGCGCCAACAACGUGUGGAGACUGUAGCUAAAGAUGCUGGUCCCAGUCUGCUCUUCAUCAUCUAUGCUGAGGCUAUUGCCAAUAUGCCGGCUGCUACGUUCUUCGCCAUCAUAUUCUUCCUCAUGAUAAUUAUGCUGGGGCUGGAUAGCACGUUUGCAGGUCUGGAAGGGGUAAUUACAGCCAUGUUGGACGAGUUCCCCCACCUGUUGGCCAGGAGGAGAGAAUGGUUUGUGCUCGGCCUAGUGUGCGUCUGUUAUUUGGGCGCCCUCUCCACUCUUACCUACGGAGGUGCGUUUGUUGUUAAACUAUUUGAGGAGUAUGCCACAGGCCCUGCUGUUAUCACCGUGGUCUUCCUCGAGGUCAUUGCUGUUUCCUGGUUCUAUGGGACGACACGUUUCUGCAACGACGUGCAGCUGAUGCUUGGCUUUGCUCCUGGUGUGUUUUGGAGGGUCUGCUGGGUAGCCAUCUGUCCCUGCUUCCUAUUGUUCAUUAUUGGGAGUUUCCUGGCAUUCCCUCCCGAAGUGAGGCUGUUUGACUACCUGUACCCUUUCUGGACCACAGUUCUCGGCUACUGUAUUGGAGUCUCCUCCUUCAUCUGUGUGCCUUCUUACAUGGUCUACCAUCUAGUCACCACCAAAGGGACCUUCAAACAGCGUCUGCUAAAGAGCAUUACCCCUGAGGCUCCGGGGUCCAGCGGCCCUCAGAGAGAUACAAUUGUCAUCACCAACGCCGUGUGAUACAUUUCCCCUUCUGCUGGACAUGUAGCACAAACGCAGGGGACCCGUGUCUCCUGUAAGGGCCUCGGCUGACCUCCCUUCACACCUCACCCCAGAGGAGUCUGCUACCUGUAUUGUGUGACGGUGAGGCCAGGCCUCCGAAUACAGCCAUUGUUUUAUUCUUAUUCUAGCCGUCCAUGUGUGACCACUGUCAGCGCUCAUAUGAGUUACUGACUGCCGUAGCAAGUUCUUGAGUUUGUGUUUUGUCCUUCCGUUGUUAAUUUUAGAUCUCCAUGUUAAUUUUAGAUCUCCAGUGUUUAAAUAUAUAUAUAUAUGGCUCAUGUAUACUAAUGUUGAAAAGUUUGGGGUCAGUAAGAUUUUUUUUUUUUUAAAGAAAUUACUACUUUUAGUCAGCGAGGAUACAUUAACUAACAAAGGUGACAGUUAAGAACUUAACAUUGUUUACAAAAUAUUAUUUCAUAUAAAUGCUGUUGUUUUGAACCUUAUAUUCAUCAAAGAAUCCUGAAAAAAAAUCACUGUUUACACAACAGUUUUCAACAUUGAUAAUAAGAAAUGUUUCUUGAGCAGCAAAUCAGCAUAUUAGAUUGAUAUCUGAAGGAUCAUGUAACAUUAAAAAAUCUCACCAACUCCAAACUUUUGAAUAUCUGUUAAGUGAAGAACUGGAAUGGACGCAGAAGUGGUUCAGUUUACUUUAUGAAAAUCUAUAGAUUUAUAUCUAUAGAUAUAGAAAAUUUCUAUAGAUUGCUUUUCUGCAAUAUUUCUUUUUCCUAAAAUAGUAACUAAAUACAUAAAGAUUGUUAUAUUGUGGUUUUGUGACCAAUGUCAGGUAUAUUUUACAUGUACACUCAUUUAUAUAUGGCCAAAAAUGAUUUUGUUUGUUUAUUGUUAUUAUAGAAAUUUGUACGUAUGACUUCAAAAAAGCUGUUUUUGGUUUAGGGACUGAAUCCAUCACUAAUUGUGAAUAUAUUUUCUUAUUUUCUUUCUUUUUUUAAAUUCUUAAUUUUUUAUUUUACAUUUCAGAUGUGGAAAGGGUAAAAGUAGGACUGUAACAGAAUGUUUUUUUAUGAGACAAGCAAGGGCCCAAAUUUUUUUAUGUUUUUUGCACAGGUGUGUAUGUGUGUGUGAGUGGAUAUGUGUGUAUGUGUGUGUCUUUGACUACAGAUAUUACGUAACAGAUAUUAAGUGUUCAGCCUACUUUUGGAAGAUAUGUACCAAUUGUUAGGCAUAUGUGUA
Messenger RNA from Cyprinus carpio (common carp), 4498 nucleotides. Its product is annotated as sodium-dependent serotonin transporter-like. Gene Ontology annotation, molecular function: serotonin binding; serotonin:sodium:chloride symporter activity. Lineage: Eukaryota; Metazoa; Chordata; Actinopteri; Cypriniformes; Cyprinidae. The record is from RefSeq and is a predicted model, not a curated record. The transcript has 13 exons. Gene Ontology annotation, cellular component: neuron projection; membrane. Gene Ontology annotation, biological process: serotonin uptake; sodium ion transmembrane transport. Bases 1325 to 3265 code for a protein of 646 amino acids.